AGUACGGCCUGGUAACAUUCAGUUUUACAAAGGUGAUCAGUUUACGGGUAAAAAAACUCGGGUACAGUGUUGUUCCUUUUUAUGUUAUUUAUUUAUCUAUUCAUCAUGUUUUAAUUGAUUUAUUGUAUAAAGUGAUCUAUUUUUUUCUUAUCUUUCAGAAUCCUUGUGAGAGCAUUCCAUGCACCCAUCACGCCACCUGUCAAGCGGGCUUUGGUAACCAUGGAUACCGCUGUAUUUGUCCUGCUGGAUAUCAGGGAGUUCAGUGUAAAACAGGUGAGGGAAAAAACAUCUAACGAUAAAAUGAUGAGUUCAGACAGUUCAAUAUUUAAUUGAUUUUACAAUAAAGUUAAGCAGCUAUAAUUUCCAAAAAAUAAUUCGUGCAACAUUACGGGGAAAAGACAGGAGAACAAGCUAAAGAAUCCUGCCUUAAAAGAUGUGAAAAGGACAGGCAGGAAGAGGAGCAGAAAGAAAAUUACACAGAUACGUAGGGCCACUUUCAUAAAGUUGGACGAAAUGUCUCAUCCUUGAGAGUUUUUAGCUUUGGUUUUUUUUAAAUUCUGUGUAGAUGUUGAUGAAUGCGUACCAGGAAAACACCAUUGUCCCCGUGCAGAGCGCAAAUGUGUCAAUACUUUUGGUUCAUAUAAGUGCUCACAUUGUAGUCCUAGAUAUAUUGACGAUGGAGAGACCUGUCAAGGUAAGAUUUGCAUACAAUGAAGAAGACAACAAAGACAAAAAGAAAAACAGUGGACACAUAUAUAAAGACCAGCAAAAACAAAAAACAUGUAGUCAGUAAGUCUUGCAUAUCGAAUAAGAGAAAGUUGAUAAAAUUAGGUUAGCUACCAUUUAUAUCUUAUUCAGACAGACAGAUUAAGAGACAGACAGACAGAGAGUAACGACAGAAAGUGGUAGAUAUAUGGGGAUACGAGAGGUAACUGAGUGGCAUGUUCAAGCCACAGAUGCGCACUUAGCCCAUAGUGGUGGUUACGCUUGCUCUGUAGGCAUAUAGGCCACUAAGAUAGAUAUCAUCUACAGCUCAUUAGGCCUUGUUAAGAAUAUCUAUCUAGGCCAAAGGCAGAGGCCAAAAACAAAGCCGAAAAAAGCCGAACGUGGCUACCAACUUGUUAGCUUUUUUUCUCUUCUUUUCUACUAUUAUCACUUCACUGCACAUUCCAUGCCUAACAAAGUUUGUUGAUUACAAAGUCUUCAAAUAUGGCAUGAGCAGAAUUUCCACGGAUGGAGUUUGCUACACUUACUGGCCUCUAGCUCUAUUGGAUUUCAUUCCCCUAUUUAUGAGAAAUUUCACGCGAGGUGUACUUUGCCUAAAGUUCGUUUAGUCCUUCAAUUUUUACCAUUUGAUUUUACUAUGUUUAGAUAUCGAUUAA
This is a messenger RNA of Pocillopora meandrina, 1382 nucleotides long. The record is from the annotation of a GenBank genome assembly. NCBI's taxonomy places the organism in Eukaryota, Metazoa, Cnidaria, Anthozoa, Scleractinia, Pocilloporidae.